This is a messenger RNA of Tuber aestivum (summer truffle), 1139 nucleotides long. The record is from the annotation of a GenBank genome assembly. NCBI's taxonomy places the organism in Eukaryota, Fungi, Ascomycota, Pezizomycetes, Pezizales, Tuberaceae.
AUGGUCGAACUGGGCCGUUAACCAACGCAUCGAUGGACACCUUAAUAGACCACCGGUAUUGGUGGGCUAACUCGCUCGGCCUCUCCCUUCGCGCAACACUUACGUCAUCAUGUCAACAGCUAACCCAUUCAACCUCACCCUUCUCUUCCUCGCUCUCGUUAUCAUCUCCCUGCCGACCUUCACCCCUUACCCCGUCCUCGAUGUCGUCCCCUAUUCCAUGAUCAGAUUGACCCAAACAAAGCUCUCGUCAUCCAUCCCUCGUCUGCUCUCUUUCACCGCUUGCCUCGAUCCGUGGAAGAUGUCAUCCUUUACACUCCCUUCAUCUACCAUUCAAGUCAACCUUACACCCGAUCUUACCCGAGAACAGCUUCUCAAAUUUCAUCCAUUCUCCUCUUGGUUGUCUAAGCUACAGCGCUCCCUUUCAUUGCAGUCAUCCUCACCUGGUCAUCCUUUCCAUCGGGAGGAAUAUUCACUCAAAUCCAUCACCGUCCAAUCCGUCGACUUCUUUGGCUCCGGAGACAGGAAGCGUAUCGGUUUCAUCAAGCUAUUGACUUCUGUUGAGAAUCCCAGAGGGGAAUCUAUUCCCGGAUCCGUGUUUCUCAGAGGCGGGAGUGUCGCCAUUCUCCUCAUCCUCGAGCCGGAGGGAACCGAGAGUGAGCGAUGGGCUGUAUUAACGGUUCAACCGCGGAUUCCCGCGUCUUCGUUGGAAAUGGUGGAAUUGCCCGCUGGCAUGAUUGAUGAUGCUGGAACUUUUGCGGGGGCUGCGGCCGCUGAGAUUGAGGAGGAGUGCGGGAUCAAGAUACCGGAGGACAAACUCAUUGACCUUACAUCACUUGCCUUGAAGGGUUUUACGAGUGCGGAGGGGGAAAGGCUCGAGGAAGCUGUUUACCCUUCUCCUGGGGGUAGUGACGAAUUUAUCAAGAUUUUUGCACAUGUUCAUAAGAUACCACAAGAUACGCUGAAGGACUGGCAAGGAAGGUUGACGGGAUUGAGGGAUCAAGGCGAGAAGAUUACCCUCAAGUUGGUCAAGCUUGAGGAUCUCUGGAAGGAGACACGAGAUGCCAAGGCUCUGAGCGCAGUUGCGCUAUGGGAUGGAUUGAGGAGAGAGGGUGGAAUUUGAGUCUAUUGUUGAGCUCCAU